AGACUUUUACAUUACUUACACGAGAAUUACUCAUGAGAACCCAGUUAGUCAUCUAUGUAGCUUUGGAAAACAGUCGUGGUGAGGGAGCAAAGCGUUUCGGAAUACUGCCUCACUCGUCAGUCGUCACUCCUCAGUCCUCACUCGACUCUCGGGCAGUAGAGCGUCAGACCAAGGUAAGGGUACACGCGCCUCUCUCUCCUCUCCUCUCCUCUCGCUCCGUCACUUGCAUUGUUCACGCGGUUCUCUUACAAGUGAUACCGACGCUACCUGUGCACGAAUCAAACAGUUGACUGAAAGGAUAAAAUGGCGUGUUACUUCAAGGAUUCAAAGCCCAAAGGAAGAGAGAUAGAAUGAAAGAGUAUAGUAAGAUAGAAAAAAAAAAAAAACUUUCAACACACAUGAUAAAUAAGAGAAGUGAGGAAGUAAGAGAUUGACAACAGUGGAGUGAAUGAAAUAAACACUUGACUUGAAACUACACUGAAGAUAAGAAACUGAGACUAUUAAUGUGAAGGGAAAGAAGAGAAGGAAGAUUGUGAGAAGUUGAGAGAUGAUAAGAAUAAGCAUGAAGAAACUGAUGAGGCUGUUAAUGUGAAGGAAAAGAGGAGAAGGAAGGAAGAUUGUGAGGAGGUAAGAGAUGAUAGAAUAAGCAUGAAGAGACUGGGACUAUUAAUGUGAAGGGAAAGAAGAGAAGGAAGAAGACUUUGAGAAUAAGAGAAAUGACAAAGGAAGCCCUCCCUUUAUAGAAACACGAGAGAAGAAGAUAAACUAAACACACACACACACAAAAAAAAGAAGAUACAUGAAACUAGAGAAAAAAAUAAAUCAAAAUAGGGAAAACAGAAAAAAAAUGUAUCACAGAGACGCACAUGAUACUUAAUGAGUGAUACUGAUACUGAUACACCGAUCCCUGCUUCUCUACCGCAUUGUGUGACCUGACCUGACCUUAGUGUGACCUCUCAUCAUGUGGUCACUGCCCCUCGCUGGCCUUCUCGCCCUCACCUCGCCUGGCUGGUGUUCGUGGCCGGUGGGACCCUCCUUCGUGGACGCGCCUGUCAACGUGACUGUCAGUGAAGGGUCUCAUGCUUUCCUCCCCUGCAGAGUUGCCAACCUGGGCGAUAGAUCGGUAACGUGGAUGCGGAGUCGGCGGCUGCACAUCAUCACCGCGGGGCUGCUCACCUACUCCCCCGAUGACCGACACAGGGUGCUGCAUCCCAAGGGCACGGACGAGUGGAGCUUACUGAUCCGCCACGCCCGGCCAGGUGACGCGGGCUGGUACGAGUGUCAGGUGAACUCCGACCCAAAGAUUACCACACCUGUACUGCUGGUGGUGAAAGAUGCCAAGUUGGAUGAUCCUUUUUAUCUGCCUGACCACGAGGGAACUGACAACUUCACCCAGGCGCACAUUGAGGGCCCGCGGGAGAGGUACAUUCAAGAGGGCAGCAUCCUGGCGGUGACCUGUACAGUGGAGCACGAAGGAGGCGCCGCAGUGCAGGCUGUGGUGUGGUUCAGGGGCGCCACCAGACUCGACUACGACUCACCCAGGGGCGGCAUUGCUCUCCAGACAGAGAAGACUUCGAGCAGGACAGUCAGUCGGCUCAGGCUCUCGGCAGUCACCCCGACAGACUCCGGCCGCUACACGUGUCGCGGGGAUGCUGGCAGGGCGGCAUCAGUUGUGGUCCACGUGCAGUCAGAUGAGCCCCGCGCCGCAGUUCACCAAGGGGAUCACAGCGGCUCUCAAACACUGACACCCUCUCGCCUGAUCCUCCUCGUCCUCGCAGUCAGCCUCCCGUCUCUCCCACUUCGAUGACUAAGGACCGUAUCAACCACCUCGACGCUACGUAACCUUUUCAUUACUCUCAAGAGGCUUUAAUUGAAGUGACGCGGGUUUUUCAUAGUGGUUUUAUAUGGUUGUAGUAAUAUAUUAACACGGUUUCUUCAUUAUUAACCUCUUCAGUACCGGGACAUAUUUUUAGUAUGAGUUUUGAGUAUCAUUAGACGAUUUUAUUUGCGUCUAUGGAGGUCAGAAGAUUAGUAGCCACAGUCUUCACUAUUCUUAUUUUCGUAUAAGUUUCUGGGUCUGCAGAAAAUCACCAAAUAGUAACCAGAAUGAAUAUGGAAAUGCGUCAUGGUACUGAAGGGGUCAAGAAUGUUAUUUUUUAUGGUUGUAGUAAUAAAUUAACUAUUUCUUCAUUAAUACG
Messenger RNA from Portunus trituberculatus (swimming crab), 2198 nucleotides. RefSeq names its product Down syndrome cell adhesion molecule-like protein Dscam2. The transcript has 8 exons. The record is from RefSeq and is a predicted model, not a curated record. Gene Ontology annotation, cellular component: neuron projection membrane. Gene Ontology annotation, biological process: synapse organization. NCBI's taxonomy places the organism in Eukaryota, Metazoa, Arthropoda, Malacostraca, Decapoda, Portunidae. Bases 962 to 1807 code for a protein of 281 amino acids.